Thamnophis sirtalis is the source of this 829-nucleotide messenger RNA. The record is from RefSeq and is a predicted model, not a curated record. Lineage: Eukaryota; Metazoa; Chordata; Lepidosauria; Squamata; Natricidae.
CGCCAUUUUGGUCGCCAUGGAAGCUGAGGCGCAGAGGUUGAAAGCGGCUUUUCAUUACACUGUUGCUCGUCUGUGCGAGGACGUUGCUGAAGAUAAAAACAUUCAGUUUAGCAGACAGACCAUUGCAGCUAUUUCUGAGAUCACCUUUCGACAAUGCGAAAUGUUUGCAAAGGACCUUGAAAUGUUUGCCAAGCACGGAAAACGGAGUACAGUUAAUGUUGAAGAUGUGAAACUUUUGGCUCGAAGGAGUAACUCAUUGUAUUUUCAGGCACCAGCAGACCUAGAAAAGAAGGAGUUACUGGUUCUCCUCUCGGGGCUGACUGAACGGGCAUCCUCGCACAUGAACACAUCUCAUCUGUCAAGGCAGGAGAAGAUUGGAGCUGGACCGCGGGGACACAGGGUGCCUGCCCCUCAGCCCCCAACUAGGGAGAAGCCGUCCUGUAAAAACUUUUUCUGGAAAACCUUCUCCUCUUGCUAACCAAUUGUUUCCUGCCCGGAUGGACACAAGUGUGGAUCUGACUGGUGACUUUUGGGAGUAAACCCACUUCUGUAAUUCAGUUUCACUUUCUAUUGGUAUUAGAAGUGUACCUACCGAAAAGUUAGUUUAUAUUGUUGUUGAAUCUCCUCACCCCCACGCAGGUGCUCCUGCUGGCUUUUAAUGGUGCCCACCAUCGUCCCCCCCAUCUCUUGUGUGACAAAAAACACAACUUUGCUCAUGUUUUAAAUGUACUUUGGUUGAAUGUAGAAUAUACGAAAAGACCCGUUUCCCAUUUGGUCUUCUGUAUGGGCUUGCCGAUCAGAAAGGUUGGCGGUUCCGCGGUUCGAACCC